CCCGGGGCUCCGUCUGGCAUCUCUGGACGCCGCACCUCUCGAGAGAAGUACUUUGGUGACGCACGGUAACGGGUGGCAAAAAUCCUCCACGGUGGAAUUUUAAUAUCGUUUAACAGUGUACCUGAACUAGUUCUACGUAAUGGGCGACUCCGACGACGAGUACGACAGAAAGAGAAGAGACAAAUUUAGAGGGGAGAGGACAGAAUCCUAUUCCAGAGAAGGUCGUAGAGACGACAGACGAAGAGAUGACUGGGUGGACAGGAAUUAUUUCAGAGAGUGGUCCAGUCGUCCUAGACAACGUCCAGACUACAGGGAAUAUCGCGGUGGCGGAGGUGGUGGACGCGACAGAUACAGUCCAGCCAGAUCGCAAGAGAUGGCACCUCCGAUGAAACGAAUGAGGACCGAUUGGGACGAUCGACCAAGAUACGGGCACGAUUAUUACGGCGGUGGAGGAGGCGGUGCAGCUUCGUGGGGACCGGACCAUUAUCCGCCACCCCAUCAUGGCAAUCAUCACUAUGGAAACCAUGGUAACAGUAGCAGCCGCGAGGUGGCUGGCAACUUCAGCAAUUCCAAUGUCGAAACCCAACCGCCGAUGAUGACGUUCAAAGCAUUCCUUGGGACACAAGAGGACACGAUUACCGACGAGGAAGCUAUUAAACGCUAUAACGAGUAUAAACUGGAAUUUAGGAGGCAACAGUUGAACGAAUUCUUCGUAGCUCACAAGGACGAGGAAUGGUUUAAAAUAAAAUACCAUCCGGAAGAGUCGGUGAAGAGAAAGGAGGAACAGGUGUCAGCCCUUAAGAAACGCGUCGAAGUUUUCUUGGAAAUGCUCGACAUUGAGGAAAUCGACAAAGUUUCGGUAGACGCUGACCAGGCUGACGCAUUGUUGCACUUGCUAGACGCGGUGGUUAUUAAAUUAGAGGGCGGUACCGAGGAAGAUUUACAAGUGUUGGACGUGAAGUCAACGAAUCCAAUUUUAUCCAAGGACACGAUCAGGGACAAAGAGGACGCGAAGAGUAAAGUCGGGGCUGAAAAGAAGGUUGAGAACAGCGACGCGAAUAAAACGGACGAGGCCUCGCGUACAGAGAAAACGUUAAAAAAUGGACAGGGCGCGGAUGGCGAAACGAAGAACGUGGAAAAGGACGAGAACUCGACGGAGAAGGCUGAGAAACCGGAAGCUGGUACAGAAGACGCGAAGAAGGACGACGACGUAGAUGAGAUAGCAGGUAAAACGGAGGAAGUUAACACUACUAAAAAGAGGAAGCGUACAGAGAGCAACAGUAGCAGCAGCAGCAGCAGCAGUAGCAGUAGCUCGUCUGGUAGCGACAGUAACAAAGCUGACACGCCAAAAGAGGAAGCUACUGUUGCUGAGAAGGCAGACACCAGCAACGAGAACGCAGAGGCGCAGGAUAACAAAGAGGAGGAUCGGGAGGCGGUUAAAACCGACGGUGAACUCCCGGAAUCUAAGAAAUCUACGAUCGAGCCGGAAGCUGUGAUCGAUCUGGCCAGCGAAGAUAAGGAGAAAGAACCUAGAGCCUUGCACAAGACCAGCAGCAUCUUCCUUCGUAAUUUGGCGCCCACGAUCACGAAGGCGGAAGUCGAAGCGAUGUGCAAGCGCUUCCCUGGAUUUUUACGAGUUGCCAUAGCGGAUCCUCAGCCGGAAAGGAGAUGGUUCAGAAGGGGAUGGGUGUCGUUCGAGAGACAAGUGAACAUAAAAGAGAUAUGUUGGAGCUUGAAUAAUAUUCGCCUGCGCGAUUGUGAACUGGGUGCUAUAGUGAACCGAGAUCUGUCGCGUCGCAUACGCACGGUGAACGGUUUGACGUCUCACAAGCAGAUAGUGCGACACGACAUCAAGCUGAGCGCGAAGAUCGUGCACAACUUGGACAACAGGGUCGGUCUGUGGAACGAGGAGAAGAAGGACGAUCACGCGUCGAAGCAGGAAGACGACAACAAGGAGAACAGAAGCGCGCAAAAUGCCCGCGACGUCGAGCAAGCGGCGUUUGGAUUGUCGUCGAAGAAUCCAGUAUUGAAGAACAUAACCGACUAUCUGAUAGAAGAGGCAUCGGCAGAGGAAGAGGAAUUGUUAGGGAUGUCUGGUGACCAGGAGGAAGGUCAACUUGGAGGCGACGGGGAUGGCCCGAUCGAAAGAGACCCGACUCUCGUCACGGUUUUGGACAGAUUGAUUUUGUACCUGCGUAUAGUCCACUCAGUCGAUUAUUACAACCAUUGCGAGUACCCAAACGAGGACGAGAUGCCCAACAGAUGCGGCAUAAUGCACGUCAGGGGAUCGCCACCGACCGCCAAGGUGUCCAGUACCGAGUUAUCGGAGUACUGUCGUAAUUUCGAGAGCAAAAUGUCCGCGUUCCUGCAGCCAGUGGCUACCCUAUCGCAAGAAGAGUUCGAUAAACUCGGUGCUAAAAAUGCUGAAGCUGAGGUGGAGAAGUUCGUCCAAGCCAACACUCAGGAGCUGUCCAAGGACAAAUGGUUGUGCCCGCUCAGCGGGAAGAAGUUCAAAGGACCGGAUUUCAUACGGAAACAUAUCUUCAACAAACACGGGGAGAAAGUGGCCGAGGUGAAGGCGGAGGCGGAGUAUUUCAACAAUUAUCUGAAGGACCCGAAGAGGCCACAACUUCCUGAACAUCCUGGGAACAAAGCACCGCCGAGAGAAGGCGUACGCGAAGGAUUCAACCCUUACGGUUGCACCACGUUCGGGAGUUAUGGCGGAAGCGGUUAUGGCGGUAACAGAGGAGGAUACGGGUCCAGCUAUGGCGCAGGAUUCGGCGGAGGAUUUGGGAUGCCGCGUCCCAGUCGUGGUGGUUUCAAUAGAGGACGUGGCGGUGGAGGAGACUUCCGGCCAGUCAUACAUUAUCGCGAUCUCGACGCACCGAGAGAGCCGGACGAAUUCCUAUAAGUCUCUUCGCACGCGUGGCAAAGAAAAGUAACGAGGAUCCAGGGAACGCACUUAUUUCGGGUAAACGGAACAACCGUUGUCGUGUCAUGGCGAAAGUAACGUUUCAAACCAACGUAACUACAUAUGUCUGUACAUAUUUGUCGCACCGAUAACCUUCCAUUUAGACAAAAUGAUUUAAGUGGAGUUUCCCUCAAGGACACGAUGUCACGUAUACCCACGAAGACUUUAUACGAAUGUAUACAAAAAAAAAAAAAAAAAAAUACAUAGUUAAGUAUACAUAGUUUUUUUUUAGAUGUGUACAAACGCGAUGCGCAAGUAGAAAAAUUGCGCAUCGAAUAGAUCUCUCGUUUUAUGAUACCCGAUUAACACGUAUCAGCAUAUACGUUCA
Messenger RNA from Colletes gigas, 3299 nucleotides. It is a transcript of the gene Ars2, whose product is annotated as serrate RNA effector molecule homolog. The record is from RefSeq and is a predicted model, not a curated record. The coding region runs from base 140 to 2911 and encodes 923 amino acids. Gene Ontology annotation, cellular component: nuclear body. Gene Ontology annotation, biological process: mRNA processing; primary miRNA processing. The transcript has 16 exons. Gene Ontology annotation, molecular function: nucleic acid binding. NCBI's taxonomy places the organism in Eukaryota, Metazoa, Arthropoda, Insecta, Hymenoptera, Colletidae.